UCUGUCUCACUCGUCACCCUCGGAGGCUAACAGGCUACCUCAGGCAUCCUCCGGUUACAUUAGCUCGCUAGCGCGGAUGUCCGUCGGUGAUCAUGCUAAUCACCGCCGGCUAAGUUAGCUUGUAGCAGCUAGCUAGGUUAGCGUGUCCGGGACAUAUCGCCAAGAGUCCCCUCUGCUCUCUCUGAGACUAAGCGUCCCCCACUUCGCUGUUGUCUCAAUGGAGCCCCAGAACAGCCGAUGAAGCCGGGGGACAUGGCUGCCUUGGACGUGGACGGCGGUCAGGGCGACCUCCUGCUGCAGGAGGAGGGCGGGGGCAGCCAGGACUGUCAGCCAUCGCCCCUCGACCUGCUCGCGACCACCUGCACUGAGGUCGGCUCGCCGUCGUCAGAGGUGGACAGAGGUGCUGCCGCCGGUGUGACAUCUGAUUCUUCUGCUCAGCAUACUGGGACUGAUAAAUGGGAGGUGUUAACACCCACAUCAGCAGCAAAGGAUGAAUCUGGAAUCAUACAAAUCCAAAGUCAAGGAAUAUUAACAUCAAACGGACAGUAUGUUCUUCCUCUCCAAAACUUACAAAGUCAGCCAAUAUAUGUGACGUCGGGAACGGCCACCUCCAAUGCCAAUGCAGUGCCUAACAUUCAGUACCAAGUAAUUCCUCAGUUUCAGACUGCAGACGGACAACUGAGUUUCUCCACGUCCAGCUUGGAAGGAGCGACUCUGACUCAGGAUGCCACUGGGCAGAUUCAGAUCCUGCAAGAUGGUAGUCAGAGUCUCAAUGUUACAUCAAAUGCAAACAUCCUAAAUAACAACCAGAACCUCAUAUCACAGACUGGUAAUAUCCAGCAGAUCCAGGGGGUUUCUAUUGGGAGCUCCACCUUCAACAACCAGGGUCAGGUUGUUACCAAUGUGCCUGUGGGUUUGCCCGGGAAUAUUACUUUUGUUCCUAUUAACAGUGUGGACUUGGACUCCCUGGGCCUGUCUGGAGCUCAGACUAUAGCAACAGGGGUCACUGCUGAUGGCCAGCUAAUUAUGGCAAGUCAGCCUGUGGAUGGCUCAGAGAGUCAGUUGAAGGCAGAUGUUCACCUCUCACAGACGAUAGCAGUCAAUGACUCGAAUGCGAAUCCUGACAUUUACGUGCCAACGUCUUCCUCUGAGCUCCACGUUCCAGCAAAUGAAUCAGAUCUGCUGACACAAGACUCGUCAUUGUCAUCUGUGGCUACAGAACAAGCCGACCCAGGUUCUGGUCUCCAAGAAGGCUUCAUCCAACAAAAUCAGGAGCACGGCAUUCAGGUGUCCUCAGCCCAGCCCAUCAUCCAGCUGCAGCAGGUGCCUGUCCAGACCACCAACGGUCAGAUGAUGCAGUCUGUUGCGACAGGCGGGCAGAGCCUGCAAAACGUCCAGCUCAUCAACCCGGGAACCUUCAUCAUCCAAGCCCAGACCGUCACGCCGUCGGGUCAGAUACAAUGGCAGACCUUUCAGGUGCAGGGAGUGCAGAACCUGCAGAACCUCCAGCUGCCAACCACACCACCCCAGCAGAUAACCCUGGCUCCAGUCCAGACCCUGUCUCUGGGUUCCAGUCCGGUCAGCAUCAGCACAGGACAGAUCCCCAACCUGCAGACAGUGACGGUCAACUCUGUGGCCCAACAGGAAGGUGACACAGAAACCCUCGGAGACAUUCACAUAAAGGAGGAGCCAGACUCUGGAGACUGGCAGCUGAGCACCGACUCCACCCUGAACACAAGCGACCUGUCCCACCUCCGCGUCAGGCUGGUGGACGAGGACGAUCAGUUCGGUCAGGAGGGCAAGCGGCUGCGCAGGGUGGCGUGUACAUGCCCCAACUGUAAAGAGUCAGGUGGGAGAGGGUCUAGCACGGGGAAAAAGAAGCAGCACAUCUGCCACAUCGCAGGCUGUGGGAAAGUGUAUGGAAAGACGUCGCACCUGCGAGCACACCUGCGCUGGCAUUCAGGGGAGAGACCUUUUGUCUGCAGCUGGAUGUUCUGUGGGAAGAGGUUCACACGCAGCGACGAGCUGCAGAGACACAGGAGAACACACACAGGAGAGAAGAAGUUUGUCUGCCCCGAAUGUUCCAAGCGCUUCAUGCGGAGCGACCACCUGGCGAAGCACAUUAAAACUCAUCAGAACAAAAAAGGUGUGAACUCUGGCGGCUCAGUGGUGGCCUCGAUGGAAUUGGCGGGGUCCUCGGACAGUAUCAUCACCACGGCAGGCGGGACCACCCUCAUCCUCACCAACAUCCAGCAGGGCUCCAGCACCGCCCAGGAGAUCCUGGCCAAUGCGGAGAUCCCUCUCCAGCUCGUCAACACAGUAGCGGCCAGUGAAGUCAUGGAGUGAUUUACACUCCACUUAUGAACUUGUGCAAACUGUCUUGCAUACUGUAUACUCCUACCUGCAUUUUUAUUCAAGUUUUGGAGGAAAAACUAAAGUUAUGAAUAUAUAUAUAUACAUAUAUAUUUUAACAGAAAUAGUCCAUCCUCAGUUUUUACUGAGGAAAAACUAGUGUUGGAGGCUAAAAGAAGAUUAAGGUGGGAAAAAUACAUUGCAGUAAACACACACAAGGAAAUGCCUUAUUUUGUACACAAUUGUGUAGUUGCAAAUGUAGGAUGCCAACACGUUUUGAAUCUACUUCUAUUGUAAUAAUGUGUUUUUCAUGAAAAAUGAUUGGUAAGUUGAGCAAUUUUCUCCUCGCCUUUUGUUGACGGCAUAUUCUGACGAUGUCCUCGCUAAGUAAAGUAUGUUCCACAUUGCUCUCAGCAAAGACUCAAUCUCACAACAGAGAUCAUUUUAUCCAGCUGAAGUGACGUUAUUGCUUAUGUCCUUGAAAUUUUCUUAAUGUUACUUGUUUUUUGUUUUUUUCACUGUCCUCUUUGCAGUCAGUCUGCCUGCAAAUUAGCAAGCCCUCCUUCUUUUGUCUUUUUUUUUACUUUGCUCACACAGACUACACUUUGCAGGUGAAAAUGAUAAACAAUCACAUUUUUGUAUUGUAAUUCCCCUUGAACAUAAACUGUUGAUAUGAUACGUAUUAUUUGCUUAUUGAAGCAACCACUAUUUAUAUCAGGCUUUACAUAGAAAAUGCAUUUAUGAUAUUAAAAGUCAAAAUAUUUCAUAUGGUUUUCAUUAUGUUUUUGGAGGAUUUAAAAAAAGCAUUGUUAUAUGAAGAGAAAAGCCAUUUCUUUGAAGGAAAUUGCCAAAUUGGACCACAAACUCAGGGUGAUAUGAGUAAAGUGAAAAACCCCUCCAGCUUCUUGGACAACGGGGGUGUUGUGGAGAAAUGUAAUUUGAUGGACCAAAAGCAGAGGUGAAUUAAGCUGUCACCAUGUUACCUGUGCCUGUUCAAAUGUAUUUUUUUUUUUUAACAAUAAGGACAACCCCUGUUAUGGAAACAGCUUUGCAGAAUUCUUCAGCAGUAUCUCGUUCCAUCGGUUCCAUCGGUUCUGUCCUGCAGUAGAAAAGUCGGCGUAUUACUAAAAGCGGUACUCUUUUAACAGCACUGUUCUCAUCACUUUCAUCUGGUUUGUUGUUGAUCCUUUUGUAUGAAAAGACGUUUUGUAUUCUUCCCGAGAAGCAACUUUAUACCCAUUGUCAGUAAAUGUACUAUUGUUUCUGUCUUUGUUGAUUUUUUUCCAUUUACUUCUGUUGCAUGUUAUUUGUUUUCAGUUUUUUAUUUUACCCAUGACCACUUGGGUUUUCUCAGCAGUUUACACUUGAGCCAUUAAGUCAGAUAGCGCAGAUGGGAAGAUGCUGUAUUAUCACAAGACUUAUCUUCAAUCAAAUCUGUUGUAUUAUAAACUUUUCUUUCACACUUGAA
Scophthalmus maximus (turbot) is the source of this 3820-nucleotide messenger RNA. It is a transcript of the gene sp3a, whose product is annotated as sp3a transcription factor. Bases 238 to 2346 code for a protein of 702 amino acids. Gene Ontology annotation, biological process: regulation of transcription by RNA polymerase II. The transcript has 7 exons. The record is from RefSeq and is a predicted model, not a curated record. Gene Ontology annotation, molecular function: DNA-binding transcription factor activity, RNA polymerase II-specific; RNA polymerase II cis-regulatory region sequence-specific DNA binding. NCBI's taxonomy places the organism in Eukaryota, Metazoa, Chordata, Actinopteri, Pleuronectiformes, Scophthalmidae.